This is a messenger RNA of Callithrix jacchus (white-tufted-ear marmoset), 5109 nucleotides long. It is a transcript of the gene GOLM2, whose product is annotated as golgi membrane protein 2. Lineage: Eukaryota; Metazoa; Chordata; Mammalia; Primates; Cebidae. The record is from RefSeq and is a predicted model, not a curated record.
GAGGGGGUGCCUCGCCGGAAACUUGGAAAUGGCCCCCUAAGCGACUUAGUCCCAGCCAGUGGGUGGGGCCUGAGUAAACCCGCCCCCUUCCGGCCUUUUUCCCCACCUCCCAACCGUGAGGUGCUGCUUUGGGGGCGCCGGCAGCUGGGUUCUCCCGGUUCCCGUGGGCAGGUGCAGGGUCGGGUUCAAAGCCUCCGGAACGCGUUUUGGUCUGAUUUGAGGAGGGGGGCGGGGAGGGACCUGCGGCUUGCGGCCCCGCCCCCUUCUCCGGCUCGCCGCGGACAGAAAAGCCCGCCUCCACCCUCGGCCGGCCCUGGGGCUGUGUCCCCCGGGCAUCUCCAACAGAGGCCUGAGCUUCUGCCUGCAGGUGUCUGCGGCGAGCCCCCUAGGGUACACCCCGAUUUGGCCCCAUGGUGGGUUUCGGGGCCAACCGGCGGGCUGGCCGCCUCCCCUCUCUCGUGCUGGUGGUGCUGCUGGUGGUAAUCGUCGUCCUCGCCUUCAACUACUGGAGCAUCUCCUCUCGCCACGUCCUGCUUCAGGAGGAGGUGGCCGAGCUGCAGGGCCAGGUCCAGCGCACCGAAGUGGCCCGCGGGCGGCUGGAGAAGCGCAAUUCUGACCUCUUGCUGUUGGUGGACACGCACAAGAAACAGAUCGACCAGAAGGAGGCCGACUACGGCCGCCUCAGCAGCCGGCUGCAGGCCAGAGAGGGCCUGGGGAAGAGAUGCGAGGAUGACAAGGUUAAACUACAGAACAACAUAUCGUAUCAGAUGGCAGACAUACAUCAUUUAAAGGAGCAACUUGCUGAGCUUCGUCAGGAGUUUCUUCGACAAGAAGACCAGCUUCAGGACUAUAGGAAGAACAAUACCUACCUUGUGAAGAGGUUAGAAUAUGAAAGUUUUCAGUGUGGACAGCAGAUCAAGGAAUUGCGAGCACAGCAUGAAGAAAAUAUUAAAAAGUUAGCAGACCAGUUUUUGCAGGAACAAAAGCAAGAGACCCACAAGGUUCAAUCAAACAAUGGAAAAGAAUUGGGUAUAAACGAUCAAGUAGUAUCUAAAAAUAUUCCAAAAGUAGCUGAGAAUGUUGCAGAUAAGAAUGAAGAACCCUCAAGCAAUCAUAUUCCACAUGGGAAAGAACAAAUCAAAAGAGGUGGUGAUGCAGGGAUGCCUGGAAUAGAAGAGAAUGACCUAGCAAAAGUUGAUGAUCUUCCCCCUGCUUUAAGAAAGCCUCCCAUUUCAGUUUCUCAACAGGAAAGUCAUCAAGCAAUCUCCCAUCUUCCAACUGGACAACCUCUCUCCCCAAAUAUGCCUCCAGAUUCACAUGUAAACCACAAUGGAAACCCUGGUACUUCAAAACAGAACCCUUCCAUUCCUCUUCAGCAUUUAAUUCCAGGCUCAAACUUGGACAAUGAACCCAGAAUUCAAACAGAUAUACUAAAGCAGGCUACCAAGGAUAGACUCAGUGAUUUCCAUAAAUUGAAGCAAACUUCUUUGGAGAUGGGGUCUUGCUGUCUUGCCCUUGCUGGUCUCCAACUCCUGGCCUCAAACAAUCCUCCUGUCUUGGCCACCCAAAAGCACUGGGAUUAUAGACAGAGUCUUGCUUUGCUGCCCAGGCUGGAGUGCAGUGGUGAGAUCUCAGCUCACUAUACCUUCCGCCUCCUGGGUUCAAGCCGGUUCUUUGAUGAGAAUGAAUCCCCUGUUGAUCCGCAGCAUGGCUCUAAACUGGCGGAUUAUAAUGGGGAUGAUGGUAACGUAGGUGAGUAUGAGGCAGACAAGCAGGCUGAGCUGGCUUACAAUGAGGAAGAAGAUGGUGAUGGUGGAGAGGAAGACGUCCAAGGUACAAAUAUUGCCCAGGUAGCUUUUUCAUUAUAAGGAAAGCCACAAAGGGAAUGGUCUUCUCCACACUGAAGAUAAGAUUAUUUCACCACUUACAUAGCAGAGGAAGGCUAUUUUUGAAUUUUUUUCUGAGAGGCUUAAAAUUUAUAUUUAACAAUCAGCAUGUGAAGAUUUAUUUUACAUUUAACACACAGAUUCAACAUAUUUUUCUUAUUCACUGUGUUACUUCUGCUGAGCAUUUAACUUGUGAAAGUUCACAAUCUACCUGUAUGCAUGCAGCCCUACCCAUGCAUGCAUAUCAGAGUGUUUUGUUUUAUUGCAAGUUUUUAGGACAGUUUUCUGCCUGCUUAUAUUGUUUAUUGUUUAGUAGUAUUUCUGGAGCUCUUUCUCUUUUCUAUAAAAGUUGAUUGUGACCUUAGUGUGUGAUACAUUACAUUUUUAUGUGGUGCAUGGAAAUUUUUCAUUGUAUCCUGUUUUGAUUUCUUCCUUAGCUGUUUUUAAAGUAAUUAAAUUUUUAUCUAGGUUCAUGACAAGCAUUGUUUUUAUAAAACCCAGAAGAAAAUACAGUUGUUCUAGAAAUUUAAUAUGGUUUAUAGAAAAAAGGGAAACUAGCACACGACUCUGACUUCUACCUAGGUACUGUUUUAAUAGUUAAUUUUAAUUUUGGAAAAAUAUGAUUAUUGGGGAUAGAAAAGAGAUUAAUAUGUGCUAGGAGUUAUAUAAGGUUAUAUUUAUAAGAAUUUCUCAAACACUUUUUGGUAAUAUUGAUAUAAAUAUAACCUUUUUUAUAUCAAUAUAUCAUAUAAAUAUGUACUUUUUUUAUAAUCUCAUCCUUUUUUCAUAAAUUUUAACAUUUUUUUUCUCAUUUUUUAAAAUUUGUUUGGACUAUAUUUAUUUGCAAUUAUUUAUAAUGUUUUAAGGCUUUUUCAUGUGUGUAUAUAAUAUCACCAAUUAGAUUGUAAGCUCUUGGAGGGCAGGAAUUUUUAUUUAUUUUUGCCUUCUAUUUUGCUUGUAUCAUUUUCUACCUUCACACACACACCCCACAGUACUUUAUACACAAGGCCCUCAAUAAAUAUUAAUAACUGAUAAUUGUAUGCUUUUCUCAUUGAGCUCUUGUUCUUAUAACUGUGACUAGGGUAAUAACCCUUUAACUUCUGGUCUUAUAAGCUUGCUUGGUUUACACUUUAAAUAUUCUCUCAUUUCUUUAAGGCUUUUUCAUCUCAUUAGAUAAUUUUGAAGUUUUAUUACAGCAGUUUAUCUCAAUCUUUGUUGUCAGUCAUUUCUUAUAUUCUUGUCUAUCUGAAAGUUGAUAACUGUCACAAUAUUUUAAUAUUUGUAUGAGUUUUAAUCUAUUGUAAGUAAAUUUAUUUUCAGUACUUUCUCUCUCCCUUUAUUGUACCCUUCUUCUUCCUCCCCUGAUUCUCAUUGCCACCUUCUACUUCAAGUCCCCAAGACCCUCAUUUUACCCUCCCAUUCCUUUCACAAGAAAAUAAAUUCGGAUUCUAAAGAAUGUAAGGAAAUGACAAAAGAUACUGUCCUCAGUGAAGGAGGGAAGGGGUUGUUACAUUUUUUGAUUUCCCUAUUUGCAAGUGAAUCUUACUUGAUCUGAGUGUUGCCAUUUAACAUUUCUUGUCCAUUCUGGCGUUCUCUAGAUGAUAGCGGCAGGAGGAUAGGGCACCUACAAAAGGGACCAAGAACAAAAAGAUGCAGGAACAUCUUAUUGUUCUGGCAAGAGGGAUAAGUUUGGGUGAACUGACUAAAAAGGAAUACUGAGGAGACCUAAAUAAUUGUUAACAUGUUUCCAGGAAUUCUUUUAUUUUAUAUAUAUUUUUUGAGACAGAGUCUUGCUCUGUUGCCCAGGAUGGAGUGCAGUACCACAGUCUUGGCCCACUGCAGUCUUUGACUCCCAGGUUCAAUGGAUUUUUGUGCCUCAGCCUCUCAAGCAGCUGGGACUACAGGCAUGCACCACCACGUCCAACUAAGUUUUGUAUUUUUAGUAGAAACUAGAUUUCACCAUGUUGCCAAGGCUGACCUCAAGUGAUUCACCCUCCUCAGCCUUCUAAAGUACUGGGAUUACAGGCAUGAGCCACAAUACCUGUCCAUCCAAGGAUUCUUUAGGCAUAUUAUUAACUGUCUAAAAAGUGGCAGGAGGAAAUUAUGGCUGUUCUCUAACUUAUCAACAACUUGGAUUCCAAAUGUUUGUUACUAAGUCAAAAGAGGUAACAGAAUACUUCAUUGUGCCAAUGUGGAAAUAAUGGUUGGGCUCCAGUAUGGUUUGCACUUGUAGCCAAAACAAGCAAUAAAAUAGAAUAGAAAAAAAGUUAGUUGGUCAGGUGUGGUGGCUCACGCCUGUAAUCCCAGCACUUUGGGAUGCCAAGGUGGGCAGAUCACCUGCGGUCAGGAGUUUGAGACCAGCCUGGCCAACAUGAUGAAACCUCAUCUCUACUAAAAAAUACAAAAAUUAGCUGGGCAUGGUGGCAGGUGCCUGUAAUCCCAGCUACUUGGGAGGCUGAGGCAGAAUUGCUUGAACCCAGGAGGCAGAGGUUGUGGUGAGCUGAGAUCGCGCCAUUGCAGUCCAGCCUGGGUAACAGAAUAAGACUCUGUCUAAAAAAAAAAGGAAAGAAAAAAAACCGUUAGUCUAGAAUCAAGAGAUAGGCUGUGUAUUGCUUUCCAAGUCACAAACUCUCUGGGCCACAAUUUCUUCAUCUGUAUGAAGACUGUUGAACUGGAAUAAAUGAUCUUUCUCAAAAUAAAUAAAAUGAUAUUUCUCAGUUUUAAAAUUCUGUGGCCACAUUCAAGUUGGAAUCACUAUAUAUAACACACGUAUAAUGGGAAAAUAUGUUUCAGAUUUCAGGAUGUCUGAAACACAUCUAUUCCCAAAUCCAUGAAAGAAAGUAGAAACUUUAUUGCCACCAUUGUGACUCUACAGCCAAAGAUAACAAAGAAUUAAGCACACAUUUAAUGUUCUAUAGAUAGGAGCUCUUCUCUGCUCUCUCUAGUAGUAGGAGUAGUCUCUUAAGUUGUGAGGUCCCUAGGAUUAGAGAUUCCAGCUGCAGAAUAAGAUUCUGGCUUCACCUAAGUGCACUUUGACUUUGGUCUCCAAAAUUGUGUAUUAUGAAUUCAGGCUUUGACAGCAUAUCUACCAAUAGGGAACUGAAGGAUUCCAGCCUUAUCUGUGAUACCUGUUCAUUACAUAUUAAUCACUGGAGUCAGCACUACUUGUAAAGUGUUUUGUAGAAUUGAGGCCUAUUUUUCCUUUGUUUAUAAUUAUUUAUAG